UUAUACUAUUUUUUUGUGAUCUUACAAAUUCCAAUUAAAACGUUGAACACUUUGGUGAAUUCCCUUUUAUACGUCCGUCCAAGACAAAUAAAAUCUCGGCUACACAUAAUCAUAAGAAAGUCCUAACAUACAUACAUACAUAAACUACGAAACAGAAUAAGACGCGAAUGUAUAUGCAUACUUAUUGUUUGCACAAAAAGUGGUGCAUAUAUUACAUUACCUUUAACAAUAAUAUAGGGGCCCAAUUUGGAAAAGAUGUCUUCGCAUUCAUCUAAAAAAAAAUCGUCUGGUUUACGCAUGCUGUGGAUACCAGGACGAAAAAGUAAUCCGAAAGGUCGAUUGAGUUCAACAAAUAAACACAUCUCGUACACACCAGCCCAAAAGAAAAACGAGGUGUGGACCUUGGGCGGCAGGCGGGCCCAAAGUGAACUGAUUGACUUGCCCUCGGCGGAAAUCAACCUUGCUUCGACAUCAUCAUUGGCGGUACUGGGUACCAUGUCCUCAACGCUUGUGACAGGCUUGAAAGCAGAAUCACUUCGUGAUAACAUAACGCCAAAUGAUUCAGUUGCUGUUCCAGAAUGUGUUACAUUACCGACAACACCAGUCGCCACAAUAACUCCAAAUUUGAAUAGUCCACUCUCGGAGCUGGCUCCGUCGACACCCUCAACGGCAGCUAUGCCAUCCCCGAUAUUGGUUACCACAGUUGAACACAACAUUUUCAAUCCUGAUGAGUUGCCGAAAGUGCCAUCGCUCGGCGAAACAGAUUUGUCCACAUCAGCUGUCGUAUUGAAUAGCUCGGCUGGGACGACAGCUUCGAUAGCAACAAAUUCAUCCCCGUUGGCCAACCGAAAAGCCCACAGUCAGCCAGCAGCCAAUAACAGCUCCCCCCAGAAAAGCAGAUAUAGGAACCACAACAACAAUCAGGAUGACAUAAAUUCCAUCGAAAGCAUUUCUAGUUUUAAUCGAAUUCAAGUUAACUCCGAUUUCGAGUGGAUCGAUGAAAUGGUGCAAGAACGCAACUGCAACGAGCUGAAGCACAAAAACAAGCGUAAGAAAUCAAAAAAGACACUCCACAGCGCAUCAGAUCAACUGGAUGGAUUUAAAGUAAAGGAGAGGAACGAUACAAAAUCUAUGACACCCUACGAUGACAAUGAUGAGAAAGUUGUUAAGUGUCUGUAUUAUUCUCUCAUGUGCUGCGACUGUACAAUAUCAUAGAUAUAGAUAUAGAAAUAAAAAAAAACAGCAGAAAAAAUGUGCAUAUCGGUUUACAUAUGCAGCUGUAUGUACCACGUAUGCAUUUAAAAAAACAUCUCAAAUAUUUUGAAUGUAUUUAAAAACUUGUACAUUUUUAUACGGAUCAGAAGAUAAUUUGCUAUUAAGUUUUUUUAUACGUACAAAUGCUCUGUUCAAACAAAAAAAAAACCGUGACCAAGUAUUCCAUUAGAUUACAUAAUAUCCACAGUUGAUAAUGCAUCGAAUUUGUGCAGCGCACACAGUUUGAACAUGGCCAAAACUGAAAAUCGAAAUAUUUACAAUAGAAUUUUUGUAUAGAUUUUUACACAUUUUCGCGAUA
Messenger RNA from Drosophila grimshawi, 1573 nucleotides. RefSeq lists its product as uncharacterized. Bases 256 to 1215 code for a protein of 319 amino acids. Lineage: Eukaryota; Metazoa; Arthropoda; Insecta; Diptera; Drosophilidae. The transcript is spliced from 5 exons. The record is from RefSeq and is a predicted model, not a curated record.